This is a messenger RNA of Aedes albopictus (Asian tiger mosquito), 695 nucleotides long. It is a transcript of the gene baf, whose product is annotated as barrier-to-autointegration factor. The transcript is spliced from 2 exons. Lineage: Eukaryota; Metazoa; Arthropoda; Insecta; Diptera; Culicidae. Bases 203 to 475 code for a protein of 90 amino acids. Gene Ontology annotation, molecular function: DNA binding. The record is from RefSeq and is a predicted model, not a curated record.
AAAUCAAAACUCCGGGAAAACAUCAGCCGACCACCGUACAAGUGCGAGUCAGAGUUUUCGCGAAAAAACAGGAAAAGCUUGAUCAGCAAAAUUGUUUAUCCAUCGACUGUGUGAUUUAAAAGUGAAAUCUUCGGUGAAAUAGUGCCCCGAGGAUUGAUAUUCGUGAACUCUAGCGCUUCGAUUCCAGCAAACAAUCAUCAAAAUGUCUAGCACAUCCCAGAAGCAUAGAAAUUUCGUAGCGGAACCGAUGGGUGACAAACCGGUGACGGAUCUCGCCGGUGUGGGUGAUGUCCUCGGGAAACGAUUAGAUGCUGCCGGAUUUGACAAGGCUUACACCGUGCUUGGCCAGUAUCUGCUGCUGAAAAAGGACGCCGAGCUGUUCAAGGAUUGGAUGAAGGAUACCUGUGGCGCCAACUCGAAGCAAGCCGCCGACUGUUACCAGUGUCUAAACGAUUGGUGCGAGGAGUUCUUGUAAAAACCCCGGCUCCAAAUCUUGCGGGUGUUGUCAUUUAAUGUGUCCUUUGUCGGUUUUUGUGUUCCAUUCGUGUCCCGAUUUUAAUUCCAAAACUUUCCAGAAUUCUCUCUUUAUGUUCUAAUUUGACCAGAUAAUGCUAAGCGUAUGACCAUAUUAUAUUAAUUUACUGAUACGUGUCCAAAUAUUUUUGUUGUUACAAUAUAAUGACUAAUAACGUAAA